Messenger RNA from Setaria italica (foxtail millet), 1037 nucleotides. Its product is annotated as NEDD8-conjugating enzyme Ubc12. Bases 192 to 743 code for a protein of 183 amino acids. The record is from RefSeq and is a predicted model, not a curated record. Gene Ontology annotation, molecular function: NEDD8 transferase activity. The transcript is spliced from 6 exons. Gene Ontology annotation, biological process: protein neddylation. NCBI's taxonomy places the organism in Eukaryota, Viridiplantae, Streptophyta, Magnoliopsida, Poales, Poaceae. Gene Ontology annotation, cellular component: nucleus.
CCCGAAAGUCCAAACUCCCCCAGCCUUUUCCUUCUGCUAAUCCCCUCCGCACGGUCUCGCCGCCGCCGAGCACGCGCGCGCCGCCUCCUCCCGCCGCAGAAGCAGGGCUCGCUGCCCGCCUGCCUCGAGGGGGUUCCGUCUCGCUCCCCUCGGCGGAGACCCGUCCGGGCGUCGAUCGAUCUCGAGGGAAAAUGAUAAAUCUUUUUAAGAUUAAGGGCCAGAAGAAGGAUGAUGCAGCGACUGCAAAUGGAAAGCCUGCUGUCAAGAAGCAAAGUCCUGGGGAGUUGCGUCUCCAUAAAGAUAUUGCUGAACUCAACCUUCCCAAGACCACCAAGAUCUCUUUUCCGAAUGGCAAGGAUGAUCUGAUGAACUUUGAAGCCACUAUUAAGCCUGAUGAAGGAUACUAUGUGGGUGGUAAAUUUGUUUUUACCUUCCAAGUUCCUCCAGCUUAUCCUCAUGAACCUCCUAAAGUCAAGUGCAAGACUAAGGUUUACCAUCCCAAUAUUGACUUGGAGGGAAAUGUCUGCCUGAACAUUCUGCGUGAAGAUUGGAAGCCUGUCUUGAACAUCAACACCAUUGUCUAUGGCUUGAAUCUUCUUUUCACGCAACCUAAUGAUGAGGAUCCCCUGAACCAUGACGCAGCUGCUGUUCUUCGUGACGACCCGAAGAAGUUUGAGAAUAAUGUCCGGAGGGCGAUGGCUGGAGGUUAUAUUGGUGAAACCCACUUCCCUAGGUGUAUGUAAGCGUGAAAAUGGUGACCCGUUGUCUGACAAUAUGCAACUGCAGCUGAUCAUAGCAUGCCCGAGCUAUGUGAAUGCCGGAGCGGUCAUGUAAUAUAAGUUGGUGUGACAGUCGCUGAACACAUGAACAAUCAGGAAAAUGUGCGAUGAACAAAUGCUACCUUCUGUCCAUUUGCAGGGUUCAUUAGGAUUCAUUAUGAUUGAUGUGGUGCUUUUGUGUCUGCUCUGGACAAAUUCUGAAUAUGGUGCAUGGUUUGCACCAACUACAUGUUAGUAGUAGCAAGCUUGUCAGUAUCA